GGCUGGGGGUCACGGUUCUUGGUUCUGCGAAGGUUUCUGCAAGAACGGAUACUCAUGCUGUGGAUCAGGUGUGGAGGUGGUCUCUUGAGAGCCGCACUUCACCGCAGAGUCCUACGUCUUCUCCUGCUGGAGCCACUGUCUCUGCAGUCCUGGGGUUUUCUUUCAUGACUGUUUUCUUCAAAAUGAGUGUUAGCAUCACCUUCAUAAGACCUUUUGCUAGAGUUGUGGUGCCAUUUACCCUUAACAAGAAGAGAAGUGUUUUAUAUUCAUCGAUUCUUCAGAGAUACAUGUCUUCCAAAAUACCACCUAUGCCCUGUCCUGAUAAGGAGAGUACAUCACCUGAACAGCUGGAAUUGGAUGCGUGGAAAAUUACAAUGAAGUCUAGUGUACAAGAAGGUGUUUCAACAGUCUUAAGUACCAACGAUGAAGAUCCUUUAGUGGCCACCAGGGAGUUAAUUGAGAUGUGGAGAUUGCUUGGCAGAGACGUUCCAGAACACAUCAGUGAUGAAGAGCUCAAAACAAUUAUGGAAUGUGUUUCUAAAUCAUCAAAAAAAAAAUAUUUAAAAUUUUUGUAUGUUAAGGAAAAAAUGAAAAAAGCUAAGAAAAUUAAAAAGGAAAUGAAAGCAGCAGCAAAGGAAAAAGCAAAAGAAGACCAGCUACUAGAAACCACUAAGGAAAAUAAACAGCAAAACUUCCUAUUUCUACGACUUUGGGAUAGGAAUAUGGACAUAGCAACGGACUGGAAGGGUGCCCAGGCCAUGCAGUUUGGGCAACCUUUGGUUUUUGACAUGGUUUAUGAUAAUUACAUGAAACCAAAAGAGCUGCAGAAUACUGUUUCCCAACUUUUAGAAAGUGAAGGACGGAACAGAAGAGAUGUUGAUCCUUUCCAUAUUCAUUUCUGCAAUCUUAAAACAGAUGGCCCUUUUUACAGAGAAUUAAUUAAACGUUAUGGAGAAAAAUGGAACAAACUGCUUUUAACAGCAACAGAAAAGUCAUACAUAGAUUUAUUUCCAAAGGACAGUAUUGUAUAUUUAACUGCAGAUUCUCCCAAUGUUAUGACUACUUUCAAGCAUGACAAAAUUUAUAUAGUGGGAGCUUUUGUUGAUAAGAAUAUACAGUCAGGCAUAUCCCUAGCCAAGGCAAAACGACUGAAUCUGGCAACAGAAUGCUUUCCGUUAGAUAAAUAUUUACAGUGGGACACUGGUACAAAAAAUCUCACCUUAGAUCAGGUAAUACGUAUUUUGUUAUGUCUGAAAAACAAUGGUAGUUGGGAAGAGGCUCUGAAGUUUGUUCCAAGGAGAAAACAUACAGGUUAUCUGGAGAUUCCUCAGUAUUCUCAAGAGUUUGUCAACAGAGGGAAGAAGUCAAAGAUUAUUAAGUCAUUUCAAAAAGGCUCUCUGAAUAUAUACACACAGAAAAGAUAACUUAAAAGAAUAUUCGAUAGCUUAAAAGGUAAAUAGAUUGGAAAUACAGUUGUUAGUCUCUUCCUGAAUGAAAUUCACUUGCUCUUUAGAAGUUGUCUUUUGAAACUAACUGAAGUAUUGUACUUUCCCCAAUUAAGUAAAAAUCUGCAAAACUUUGGAAAUGUAUAUAUAUCUUUUACUAUAAAAAAAUCUUGCCCUGGCUGGCGUAGCUCAGUGGAUUGAGCGCGGGCUGGGAACCAAAGUGUCCCAGGUUCGAUUCCCAGCCAGGGUACAUUCCUGGGUUGCAGGCCAUAACCCCCAGCAACCGCACAUUGAUGUUUCUCUCUAUCUCUCUGCCUCUAUCUCUAUCUCCCUCCCUUCCCUCUCUAAAAAUAAAUAAAUAAAAUCUUUUAAAAAAAUCUUAGUAAAAAGAGUUGUCUGGGUUUGUUGAGCCCAGUAAACCAGUAGUAUCAUGGCAUUUUAAUGAAUACUUUGAGUCUAUACCUCCAUUUUUCGUUCUAAAAUGUUCUUUUAGCUAUGUCAACAACUACCUUUUUAUCAAAAAUUGAUAGAGAAAACAUUUCUAAACUUCAAGUGGUCAUUCACUUAUUAAAGUAACAUUUGGUACGGUGCUGGGUAUGUCGUAGGCACUAAGGUAUAUUGUUUAACUGAACAUUAAACAAAAGGUCAGCAAUCCCAUAGCAGGUCAUGGGAUUUGGCUGUAUAAUGAAAAAAUGGGUUUGGAGAAAUAAAACUCAUUUCUUGUCCUCUUAAAAAAAAAGGUUUUAUUUGGUGAGUGUUACAUACAGUACUUCCUUUUCUAGGAAAUAGUUCUUUCUUCCAGCCACAUGAUUCAAAUGGAAGUUGCUUUAUUGUUACAGACCUAUCUCUCCUGGCCACAGCUGAUUAUCCCCAAGUAGACACCUCACUCAAGUUUAGAGAUGGGCAUCUGACUUUAAGGUAGACCCAUCACAACACUUUUCCAAGAUUUUUGGACUUGAGAACUAAGAUGGCCUGUGUUAAUUCCUUUCUGGUGGUAGACUUAAAUAAAAAGCUCUAGAAUUGGUGGUGGACAUGUCCUUUUUGGUGAAGGAAGCCAGGAGAGUGAAGCUUACCUGCAGAAAUAAGACCAAUUUCUGGAUCUGCUCAAAUCCAUGUUUCCAAUUGUCUCAGGUGUAGCUAUAGAUUUCCUUUAGCAUUUAUUGGUUGUUCAAACCUCAUGUGAUACCUUGUAUCCCUCUAAUACUCCUUUGCCUAAGCCAGUUUGAGUUAGGUUUCUGCCACUUGCUACCUAAUGAGUCCUAAUAUACUUGAGAAAAUGCUUGUUUCCUAAGAAGUGAACUUCAGGAACCAUAAUUACUAUAGACGAACUGCACCAUUAAAGUUGAAAACAUGGGGGGUGGGAAUAGAGAUAUAUGGAUGGCCAAGCGUUUCUACCUAGUUUCUGAAUUGAAAAUUAGCGUAAGAUGCUAUCCAAUACAUUUCUUAAAGCGGGGCCUAAAUUUUACCAAGUACUUAAGUACCUAUUUUGUUCCAAACAAUGCAGUAUACAUGAAUUACUUAAACAAGUUAUAGGUACAAUUAUUAAUAUCUUGUUUACAAAUAAGGAAAAUUUAUUCAAAAUAAUUCAGCCUUUAAAUAUCAUCUCAAAUAAUCUGUCUGACUUUAAAGUCCCAGCUUUUAACUUAUAAAUCAUGCACUCUAAUAAGGCAAGAAUAAAAUGCAAUGGAAAAAACAUGUCUAUGCCUAACCUAAAUGGUAUCAGGAAUGUCCUUGAGGAAGUGAUGUGUUAAUUUAGAAUUGAUGACAAGUGUGAUAUGAAUGAAUCUCAACUGUUAGACCCUAUUAAAGUGGCAAGGUGUUACCACUUGAACUGCUUGAGAUACACUGCAGUUAAAAUAGCAUAGAGAUUAAAGAAUAAGAGGUUAAGAUUUCCUGGCAGGGUCAGCACUAGAGUGAGGCAAACAAGGCUCCUAGGGGCACCUCACUAGUCUCCCAGCCUUAUUCCCAGGGUUCCAGCUCCACCCUGCAGCCUCUUGACAUUGCUCACAUUGCUUAAUCUCUUGAAAUUUUUUAUCCUCAUCUACAAAAAGACUAGAAUACUGUAUUUCUUGUGUAUAAUGCACUCAUGUAAUGCAUACCCACAUUUUUGUGCAUGUUAUAUACAGUACUAUUAUACCCAUUAUUACACCCAUGGUCUGUAAUCAUACCUGUGUAUAAUGCGCAUCCUUUUUUUUCCCCCUCAAAAAGUGCAUAUUACAGCAAAACAUGGUAGUUUUUGAUUCAUGUAAAACAUUAUGGUAUCUAGCACAUAGGUUUUUUUAAAGAUUUUAUUUUUAGGGG
This is a messenger RNA of Phyllostomus discolor (pale spear-nosed bat), 3746 nucleotides long. RefSeq names its product tRNA methyltransferase 10C, mitochondrial RNase P subunit (gene TRMT10C). NCBI's taxonomy places the organism in Eukaryota, Metazoa, Chordata, Mammalia, Chiroptera, Phyllostomidae. The transcript is spliced from 2 exons. The record is from RefSeq and is a predicted model, not a curated record. Gene Ontology annotation, biological process: mitochondrial tRNA 5'-end processing; positive regulation of mitochondrial translation. The coding region runs from base 165 to 1424 and encodes 419 amino acids. Gene Ontology annotation, molecular function: tRNA binding. Gene Ontology annotation, cellular component: mitochondrion; nucleus; nucleoplasm.